This is a messenger RNA of Fulvia fulva, 303 nucleotides long. Its product is annotated as Alpha-L-rhamnosidase. NCBI's taxonomy places the organism in Eukaryota, Fungi, Ascomycota, Dothideomycetes, Mycosphaerellales, Mycosphaerellaceae. The transcript has 2 exons. The record is from RefSeq and is a predicted model, not a curated record. The coding region runs from base 1 to 303 and encodes 100 amino acids. Gene Ontology annotation, biological process: carbohydrate metabolic process.
AUGAAGUAUUCCACCGGGAGACGUCUCGCCGUGGAUACACAGACAGCGUAUACUCUUGCACUGCAUCUUUCUCUCUACGACGAACCUGGUCAAAUUCGGAAGGCAGCCGAGCGGCUCGACUACCUGGUCCGCCGCGGCGCUCGUUUCAGCAUUGCAACUGGCUUCGCUAGUACACCAUACCUUGGACAUGCUAUGACCAAAUGUGGUCUUUCAGAUGUCUUCUAUCGUAUGCUCCUCCACACCAAAUGCCCAUCCUGGCUUUACCCUGUCACUAUGGGCGCAACGACGAUGUGGGAGCGGUAG